UGUUAGGAGGGGUCGGGGCACGCAGACUCAAACUUUGCUGACUCCAUAAUUAUUUCACGCAAACCAAAUCAAAAGAAAAGGCCACUUCGGGAGGUGGCACCUCGCCCUUUUCCUCUGGUGGAAACGGGGCGAAUAUGACGCACAACUUGGAGGAGAAAUGCAAAAACGACACGACACGUAUGCAAAAGAUGAAACCCGUUUGAAUAAUCCUAAAAGUCAAAGAAACAAAAAAUCCCCGCAUUUUUUAUCUCGCAACACUUGGAAUUCAAAGAAGACUCGUCUCGUUUGAAAGACACGUUCUCAUAAAUUGAUGACGAAACUCAAUUCACAUUUCCUCCCGUGAGACGCCAAAACAGAUUCGGGGCUUUUAGCAGGUGCACAAGCUUGAAAUAGGAGUCCAGUGCGAUUUGGCUUCGAAGAUACGACCAAAUAGAAGAGAACGAGGCCAACUCGCUUGCGCAUGCAGUUUAAUAAGAAGGCGAAUUGCACGCGCGCAACGCCACUUUUCGUGGCAAUAGAAACAAACCCGGAAAGCACGCAAACAUUGAAAUCGCACCAAUUCAUGUUUGCAACAUUAAAAAAAAGAUUCUUACUGGCACGAUGCUUGAAAAUGGUUUGUUUGGGGGGGAGAACGAAAAGAUGAGCGCAUGGCGUCGGGGGUCCCGGUUCAAGUUCAGUGCUCGGUUCUCCUCUUGCGGGGGGGUUAGGAGGUGGGAUGGGGCCUUGGAUAGGAGGGGGGGGGGGGGGGGGGUCGUCUCUUAUUGGUGGCUUGCCACGGUUACAUCACGCCCCGUCGGCCGUGACGCUCGCACGUCUUCCGGCUUCCUUCAGCUGCGUCUUCAAGUUGCUCUUUUUUAGUGGCCGGGGAGGAGCGCGCCGCCUCGCCUCGCCUCGCCUCGCCUCGCCUCAUCCAGUCCGCCCGUCCGCCUGUUCCAGCCAGCCAGCUACACUUGCGGCUGCUCGUGCUCGCCCGCGCGCUCGCUCGCUCGCUCGCUCGCACUUACCGCACAUCUCUCGUGUGGCAAUCUAGGGAAGGCAGCCGAAAAAGCUCGGCGCAUCGCUUUUUGCUUCUUGUUCUUGUUUUCCCCUUUUGCGCCUGUUUUUAUUCCACAAUCCAGGCACAAGCGGCGAUCUUUUCUCUAUUUGGUGGCGGAGCGUGUGAGUGUGUCAUUUUUUCGGUAACCCCCUCCUUCUCUUCCUCCUCCUCGUCGUCAUCAUCAUCAUCAUCAUCUACGGGGGUGGAAGACCCGCCUGCCCAUUUGCCUGCCUGCCGUGGCCGCGCUUUGCCAACGUAAACACGCGCGUGUUUGCGGGACAUGGCCCGAUAGCGGCGGCGGCGACGGCAGCAGCAGCCCGUGAUGCCGGACCAUGACAGCGACUCCCUCCUGAACAGACAGACCAAGCGAAGACGCGUGGACAUCGGGGUGAAGAGGACCGUGGGCAGCAGCAGUAGCAGCAGCAGCAGCAGCAGCAGCAGCAGCAGCGCCGCCGCAGCAGCAGCAGCAGCAGCAGCAGCAGCGACGACCGACAGCAUCGCCCGCGCCAAAGCGGCCAUCUUUAGCGCUAUGAACUCCCUGAGCGCCCACCACGGCUCGGACGGCGAGCCCGUGGAGUGCUCGGUGGUGCAGCCGCACCACGGUGACGGCGAGUCCAAGUCCAACGUGCUGCGCAAGCUGCUGAAGCGGGCCAACUCCUACGAGGACGCCAUGAUGCCCUUCCCCGGCAGCACCAUCAUCUCCCAGCUGCUCAAGAGCAACUUGGCCAAAAGCGCCGGCGGCGGCAUCGGGCCCGACAGAGGCGAGCACGGCUUCCCCGGCUCCGGGCUCUCCAACGCCAGCUCCGACGCGCCCCAGGAGGACGCCUGCAGCAACUCCUCGCAAGAGAGCACCCCCCAGGAGUGCUUGUCGCCCUUCGGCCGGCCCCCCGCUCCGGGCGACCUGGAGCGCCUCAACGACGAGCACCUGCGCGCCAAGCGGGCCCGCGUGGAGAACAUCAUCCGCGGCAUGAGCCACUCCCCCAGCGUCCUGGGCCCGCCCUCGUCCCGCCACGAGAUGGACGGCGAGCGGGAGCUGGAUCCCGAGCGCCCGGCGCCUCGCUCCCGGCGGCCGGGCCCCGGAAGCCCGCGAGCGGGCGAGCUGUGCGGCGGCGGCGGCAGCCGGGAGAACAAGCGCAAGCAGCGUCUGCCUCAGCAGCAGCACAGCUUCCCCCAGCUGGCGUGUCAGAGGAAAGAGCACAAGCAGGAGGAGCGGCGCCAGCUCAAGCUCCAGCUGGAGGACAUGCAGAAGCAGCUCCGACAGCUCCAGGAAAAAUUCUUCCAGAUCUACGACUCCACCGACGACUCGGAGCACAACGAGCCGCACGACGACACGGGCGACCUGUCCGAGGACAGCCCGGCCAGGUCCGACAACGAGCCGGGCGCCGACGAGCCGGCCGCCGACGAGCCGGGCGCCGACGACUUGCGCUCCGACAACGAGAUGUCCGACCUGGAUCCGGGCCACUUCCUGGAUCGGGCUCGGGCCCUGCUCCGAGACCCGUCUCUGCUGGGCGACGGAGACAAAGCGGGCCGAGACGGACCGGGCCGCGGCAAAGGCCAGGCGGGCCCGGGCGCCUCGCUGCACUCGGAAGGAAAGCAGCUGGCGGAAGCGCUCAAGCAGGAACUCAACUCGGCCAUGACGCAGGUGGUGGACACGGUGGUCAAAGUGUUCGCCAAGCCCCCGCGGCCCCCGCAGGCCCCCCAGCAGCAGGCCUUCCCCCCGCUGCCCUUAGCCCCCGAAAGGCUCUCGGCGGCGCUCAACGGGGACAACCCCAACUUCCACGGCGCCAACCAGCGGCUGCAGUGCUUCGCCGACGUCAUCAUUCCCAAUCCGCUGGAUCCCUUUGGCAUCCCGGGGAUGCCGGCGGCGGCCAACGACCAAACGGAGGCCCUGCCGCUGGUGGUGAGGAAGACGCCCGGCGAUCACCACCACCACCACCAUCACCACCACCACCAGCAGCAGCAGCAGCAGCAGCAGCACCAGUCCUCGGCCGUGGGCGCCCACGGCGGUCACCACCACCCGUCCCUCCACCCCUCGUCGCUGUCGGCCAGCAUGGGCUUCAGCCCGCCCUCCUUCAGGCACCCCUUCCCCCUGCCCCUGAUGGGCUACCCCUUCCAGAGCCCGCUGGGCCCACCUUCGGGCGGCUACCCCGGCAAGGAGCGCUCCUCGCCGGACUCGGUGGACCUGUCCCGGGAGAGCGCCGGGCUGAGGACCAAGAUGGCGUCGGCUCACCACCUGGGGCACCACCAUCGCUCGUGUUCGCCGGCGCACCCCGCCGCCACGGCCGAGGGGCUGUCCUUGUCGCUCAUCAAAUCCGAGUGCGGCGACCUGCAGGACAUGUCGGACAUCUCGCCUUACUCCGGCAGCAACAUACAGGAGGGCCUCUCGCCCAAUCACCUGAAGAAGGCCAAGCUCAUGUUCUUCUACACCCGCUACCCGAGUUCCAACAUGCUCAAGAUGUUCUUCUCUGAUGUCAAGUUCAACCGCUGCAUCACCUCGCAGCUCAUCAAGUGGUUCAGCAACUUCCGCGAGUUCUACUACAUCCAGAUGGAGAAGUUUGCCCGACAGGCCAUCAACGACGGCGCCGCCGGCGUGGAGGACCUGAGCGUCAGCCGCGACUGCGAGCUCUUCCGGGCCCUCAACAUGCACUACAACAAGGCCAACGACUUUGAGGUGCCGGAUCGCUUCCUGGAGGUGGCGGAGAUCACGCUGCGGGAGUUUUUCAACGCCAUCGUGGCGGGCAAAGACGUGGACCCGUCGUGGAAGAAGGCCAUCUACAAGGUGAUCUGCAAGCUGGACAGCGAGGUGCCCGACAUCUUCAAGUCGCCCAACUGCCUCCAGGAGCUCCUGCACGAGUAAACCCAUUCCAACUUGCCUUCAGCACUUGCGUUCGCUCACUCGCUCCCUCCCUCCCUCCGCUGCUCACCUUCCUUUUGCCAACGUUGUCCGGUAGCAUUCCUCGCCGUCCUCGGCGUCCGGUCCGUUCCGUUCCGUUCCCCGGCGACCCGGCUUUGCUUUUGUGGUUGCUUUGUUGUUUUUUCUUGAUGAACUGAAGAUUGGAAUCCGGAAUUUUUCUAGGCUGGGUCGCGUCUCCAUUCCCAUCCGAUGAAGUGUCCCCGCAAAAGUAGCGAGGACCUUCUGUUGCGAGUCUGCCUGACUGCCGUGAUUCUUUCUGUUGUGUAUGAUGAUGAAUUGAAUAUUGGUCACCGCUGCAUGCUGACGUUUGGCACUUGUCCCCUCCAAAAAAAACAAAAAAACAAAAGUGAAUAAAUGAUUCCAAUGAGGAGUCUUGAAAGGGAGCUUAGAUGCUGGGCUGACUAUUCUGCUUCUUGCAUCACUUGAAAUGUUUUGUUUGAAAUUUGGAGAUUUGAACGCGUUGAUUUAUUUUUGAUGUUUGAAUUUGUCCAGUUUCCGGCGAAGCUUUCACCCGUCGCCAACGUUAGCCUUUUGCUAACACGGCUCUUUUUGAAACGCGUUCAUUAGGCCUCCGCCAACGAUGUUGUUGCGGUCUUUGAUUUUCUCGGAGGGUCCGGCUCACGUUAUUGCGUCCGCGUUACAGAUUCAUGGAUGCUUUUGACAAUAGAUGAAAAGGGGGCAGGUUGCUCAAGCAAACAAAAGCGGGCAGGGCAGGGCAGGGCAGCUCCGAGCUUCAUGACGGCAGGCCGGCCUUCUCGCCGCCGCACAUCUUUGCCGCCGAGCGUCUCAAAGUGCCACAAAGAAAAGGAAAGCGGACUCUUGCGCCCUCCCGGAGCCUCCUUGGAGCCACUCAAAAGACUUUUUUUUUUUUUUUGUACAAUAUGAAUCCAUAUGGACAUCUAAAAAAGUGCGGUGGCAAUUGUUUGAGUUGUUUUUAGCGAUGACUUUGUUUCCUUCUGUGUUGUCGUUUGUAGUUUAGAGCAAUUGGUUGCCAUUUUGCUUUCUUUCGUUCUUUCUUUCUUUCUUUCUUUCUUUCUCCCUUUUGCUUGUUUGCUUUGGAAAAAGAAACUUGGAGUCCAUUUUCAGAGGAUGAAAAUGUGCUUGUUGCUGCUGUAAAUACUGUCGGGCGGCGGGAAAAUGGAGUCCCGCUUUCCCCCAAUAUAAAAAUUGCGUGGACACACACCUUGCGCACAAGAGCUGAGAGCGUUUUUUGAUUUGAGUGCUUUGCAUUUUGCGUGUGCGUGCGCAAGAGAAAAGGCCGAUUAUGAGAACCUGUGAACCAGUGAGUGACACAAUUCUCAACGCGGCCCGGAAGCCCCACCCCCCCCGGGAGAGCCACCCUGACAUGUAAAUGACUCUCAUUAAGCUACGGCGGCGGCGGCGGCGGCGUGCGUGCGUGCGUGCUCGCUGGCUUGCACAUGCGCACCAUCAUUUCCUCGGAUCCAUUGGCUGAGCUGUUUGAAAGGAUUUUCUUCUUUUUGUUUGCCGAUGCUUUGACUAGUUCUGAUUAUUCUUGUCAUCCUUCCUUUCCUUUCCUUUCCUUUUCUUUCCUUUCUUUUGUAAAUAUCCAUGACGCUGACUGAUUAAGUGAGCAAAAGUGCUUUUGUAUAACUUAGCAAUAUGUUCUGUGUUUUGUUGAUGCUUGUUUUUCUAUGACGUCAUCGUGGUGAUGAUGAUGAUGAUGAACUAGUGCAGUAAUUCCAAUUGGAGCGGUGGUGUUGAUUUUUCUUUCCUUCCUUCCUUCCUUCCUUAUUUUUAUUUUUCCUCCCGUCAGCUCCGACUCAUAUUCCAUCACGGCUGCUUUUUCUCGCCUUCUUUCCUGUCGUCGGUGUGGAUGAUGUCCUGCAGAUUGUGUGUAAUUUAUUGGUUUAAUUUAUCCUAAUUUAUUCAAUGUUGGGUUCUUUUUCAACCGGGGGAAGGCCGCACUGCAUUUCUCAAAGUAGAUCCAAGCGUUUGUUUCGAAUGAAUUCUACCUGAAAGUCCAUUUUUAAAAAAGGAAGAAGUGAUGAUAUAAAGACAGGAAGGGUCUUGGCAGCUAAGUGGACAUUUGCAAAUUGUUUUUGUUUGUUCCCCGACAAGGCUGAGGGUAGGCUAGAAAGCCGAAACGGGUUUGAACCUGUUUUUUGGUUUCUCCUGAGACCCCGUUUGUCCGCCCGCCCGCCCGCCCCUCCCUCCCUGAAGCCCGCCCCAAACACAACCAGUAGUCAGUCAAAUUGCCUUUGGUGCCUUCGCCCUCCUUGAACUGAAUGUAUGUGCAGUAUAUAUGCAAGCUUGUGAAAAACCAAUUAAAAAAAUGGAAAUAAAAAGGAAAAACGCA
Messenger RNA from Syngnathus acus (greater pipefish), 6267 nucleotides. Its product is annotated as prospero homeobox protein 1-like. Bases 1359 to 3893 code for a protein of 844 amino acids. The record is from RefSeq and is a predicted model, not a curated record. The transcript is spliced from 6 exons. Lineage: Eukaryota; Metazoa; Chordata; Actinopteri; Syngnathiformes; Syngnathidae. Gene Ontology annotation, biological process: regulation of transcription by RNA polymerase II. Gene Ontology annotation, cellular component: nucleus. Gene Ontology annotation, molecular function: DNA-binding transcription factor activity, RNA polymerase II-specific; RNA polymerase II cis-regulatory region sequence-specific DNA binding.